AUGGCCACCGCCAUGGCCGACGGCACAGAUCUGCGUCCCGAGGCGACUCCCGAGAUCCCCGGCCCGCCACCGCUCGAUCCGGAAACGGCUUUUCGCGAGUCCCUCUUCGACGCCAUGGCCGACGACGAGGCAGCCUCGUACUGGGAGCACGUCUACGGCCAGCCCAUCCACGUCUACCCCAACGAAAAGGUCGGCCCCCAGGGCGAGUUGGAGCGUAUGACCGACGACGAGUACGCGGCCUACGUGCGACAAAAAAUGUUUGAGAAGACGCACGCUGGGCUCCUCGAGGAAAAUGCCCGCCGCGAGGAGCAGCGCAAGCGCAGGGAGCGCCAGCGGCAGGACAGGCGCCGCGAGCAGGACGAGCACGCGCGCCGCAGCCGCAAGCUCCAGGACGACGUAGAGCUGAGCCUGCGCCGCGGCGAGGCACGCAAGCUGCGCAAGGAAUGGGAUGGCCUCUGGGCAGACUACGCCGACGGCUGGGCGGCGUGGAUGGCCAACUGGCUGGCUGCCGUGGCCGGUCAAAGGGGGCGGCGCAAGGACAUCACGGAGGAGGAUGUCCGGACGUUUUUCGUCCAGGGCUUCAACCUCCAGGCAGUCGGGGAGCGGGCCUUUGCCGCCCAGCUCAAGGAGGAGCGCGUCCGCUGGCACCCGGACAAGAUCCAACAGCGCCUUGGCGGCGUGGUGGACAGCGACGUCAUGAGGGAUGUGACGGCCAUGUUCCAAAUCAUCGACCGACUCUGGGGGCAGACACGAUAA
Molecule: messenger RNA, 756 nt
Organism: Hirsutella rhossiliensis
Lineage: Eukaryota; Fungi; Ascomycota; Sordariomycetes; Hypocreales; Ophiocordycipitaceae
Exons: 1
Coding region: 1-756 (251 amino acids)
Biological process (GO): canonical NF-kappaB signal transduction
Source: RefSeq, a predicted model, not a curated record